AUGAGUACUGAAGAGGGAUUUUCUGCUCCAAUUUUGCCAAAUUUGCCAGUUUCAAUAUCAACAAACGAUCUCGAUCGCCAGAUUGAAACGCUUAUGAAAUGUGAGUGCAUAUCUGAGCAGGAAGUCAAAUCUUUGUGUGCAAAAGCUCGAGAAAUUUUAUUGCAAGAAGGCAAUGUGCAAAUUGUUGAUUCUCCAGUCACAGUAUGUGGUGACAUCCAUGGGCAGUUUUAUGAUUUAAUGGAGCUAUUCAAAGUUGGUGGACAAGUUCCGGAUACAAACUACCUCUUUCUAGGCGAUUUUGUUGAUAGGGGAUUUUAUUCUGUCGAGACUUUUCUUCUGUUACUUGCACUCAAAGUACGCUAUCCUGAUAGAAUGAUGUUGAUUAGGGGAAAUCAUGAAUCGCGUCAGAUUACUCAGGUCUAUGGAUUUUAUGAUGAAUGUCUAAGGAAAUAUGGCUCAUCAUCUGUUUGGAGGUGUUGCACUGAAGUUUUCGAUUGCCUUAGUUUAUCCGCAGUUAUCGCGAAUAAAGUUUUUUGUGUUCACGGAGGAUUAUCACCGUCAAUACAAACUAUGGAUCAAAUACGAUCUAUUGAUCGAAAACAAGAAGUGCCUCAUGAUGGCCCAAUGUGCGAUUUAUUAUGGUCAGAUCCAGAAGAAAGUGUUGGAUGGGGAGUAAGCCCAAGAGGUGCAGGAUAUCUUUUUGGAUCCGAUGUCGCCAAAGCAUUUUGUCAAACAAACGGUGUUGAUCUCAUUUGUCGUGCUCAUCAACUUGUUAUGGAAGGAUAUAAAUGGCAUUUUGGUGAUACUGUACUCACUGUAUGGCGAAAUAUUCAGACGGUUCGGGCAUUUUGCUCAUCAGCACUUAAUGAUGCGUUACGUAAACGUAUUGAGUGCUGUAUUACAAGCAAACCGGUUGUUGUAUUUAUGAAAGGAACAAAAGAAGAACCAAGAUAUGAUAUGGAAUUGCGAGAAGGAAUAAAAGCGUUUAGUAAAUGGCCAACCAUUCCUCAGGUUUAUGUGAAUGGAGAUUUUGUCGGUGGAAGUGAUAUUAUUGUACAAAUGCAUAAAGAUGGUGAAAUCACAGAUUUCUUCGAAAAGGAAGGAAUUAAGUCACGGUUCUCAGAGGUGGAAGAAAAAGCUUAA
Messenger RNA from Dracunculus medinensis (Guinea worm), 1143 nucleotides. NCBI's taxonomy places the organism in Eukaryota, Metazoa, Nematoda, Chromadorea, Rhabditida, Dracunculidae. The record is from the annotation of a GenBank genome assembly.